Molecule: messenger RNA, 956 nt
Organism: Sturnus vulgaris (Common starling)
Lineage: Eukaryota; Metazoa; Chordata; Aves; Passeriformes; Sturnidae
Gene: POLR2E
Product: RNA polymerase II, I and III subunit E
Biological process (GO): transcription by RNA polymerase II; transcription elongation by RNA polymerase I; tRNA transcription by RNA polymerase III
Cellular component (GO): RNA polymerase III complex; RNA polymerase II, core complex; RNA polymerase I complex
Molecular function (GO): DNA binding
Source: RefSeq, a predicted model, not a curated record
CACCAGCGCGGGCAGUCCGCGGGGGCCUCAGCGGGAAAGAUGGACGACGAGGAGGAGACGUACCGGCUGUGGAAGAUCCGCAAGACCAUCAUGCAGCUCUGCCACGACCGCGGGUACCUGGUGACCCAGGAUGAGCUGGACCAGACGCUGGAGGAGUUCAAAGCGCAGUUCGGGGACAAGCCCAGCGAGGGCCGCCCCCGUCGCACCGACCUGACCGUGCUGGUGGCUCACAACGAUGAUCCCACCGACCAGAUGUUCGUGUUCUUCCCCGAGGAGCCCAAGGUGGGGAUCAAGACGAUCAAGAUGUACUGCCAGCGCAUGCAGGAGGAGAACAUCACCCGAGCACUGAUCGUGGUGCAGCAGGGAAUGACCCCUUCGGCCAAGCAGUCCCUGGUUGACAUGGCUCCCAAAUACAUCCUGGAACAGUUCCUGCAGCAGGAGCUUCUCAUUAACAUCACGGAGCAUGAGCUGGUUCCAGAGCACGUGGUGAUGACAAAGGAGGAAGUAACAGAGCUGCUGGCCCGAUACAAACUGAGGGAGAACCAGCUCCCCAGGAUCCAGGCUGGGGACCCUGUGGCCCGGUACUUUGGGAUAAAGCGUGGCCAGGUAGUGAAGAUCAUCAGGCCCAGCGAGACGGCGGGCAGGUACAUCACCUACAGACUGGUGCAGUGACACAGUGGGUGUGAGGAGCUGGGCGGCUCCCACCAGCAGUUCACAGGCACUCGGAAAUUCCUGCACUUCAGAGAUGGUCAAGGAAAUCCUCUUCCCACAUUGCCUCUCUGCAGCCCUGUCACUGGGCCUCAUUCCCUGUCUUCCAGCUUGGACUUUGUGCUGACCCCUCAGUCCCAUCCAGGACUCAGCUGUGGAGACCUGAAGCAACGGGAAAAAACGAGUGGGAAAGGUUUUUGCUUCCCUGUUUUAUGGGCUCUUGUUUGAAAUAAAGGUUUGUACCCUCA